Molecule: messenger RNA, 1692 nt
Organism: Bipolaris oryzae ATCC 44560
Lineage: Eukaryota; Fungi; Ascomycota; Dothideomycetes; Pleosporales; Pleosporaceae
Exons: 1
Coding region: 1-1692 (563 amino acids)
Source: RefSeq, a predicted model, not a curated record
AUGACGAAAAUCAUACGCUUCGCCUGCAAUGUCCUUUCGUUCUUCGCCCUCACGGGCAAAGUUAGCGCAGAGAACAAUAACCCAGGUCUGUUCGGACCGUUUCCCGACUGGCACAUCGAGUACAAAUCGUUGAUAUAUCCCCCUCUGGGAGAAACCCCCGUUAUCUGGCUGGCAGCACAAAGUCUCUUGAUCGAAUUGAUGGGUAAAUUCGAACCCAUAGACUAUGGGCUUUGGCCUGACAUGAGUUACUUGGGCAAGCUACCAGGAGAAAAAGCAGGUGGAUACCUGGCUGGUCUUUUGGUUCCUGCGGAUGACGUCGAAUUUUUCUUGAAACAUCCAAAGAACAGCACCUUGGUCUACCCAGCUCUUGUCUGUAAAGAUAUCAUGGAAUCCUUGGUAGCGAAGAUGAACAAGGUUCCUCAGACGAGCGAUGUUCUAGAGUUUGGCGCAAACUACAUCUUCGGAAAUGGGUUCGUUACCGGAUUUUCAAAAUCGGUCUGCAAGACCCUGUACCCUGAUUUCGUUAAGACCCUCAAGAAGAAGUCGAAGAAGAAGAAAAAGAAGGGUAAGAUUGAUGAAAAGACAAUCAAUACUGCACUAAAUGCUGGGUUCAAUAAGCUCACUAACGCGCUUCUCCUUGCCUUGGGUACUCAUCAACCGGCCACAGCUCCAUUCGUAUCUCAAUUGGAAGCACGCCUCCGAUACAUCGACCGCGCUCAAGAUCUGGAAAGAACUUACAGUCGUCUCUUGAAGGAAUUGACCUCCCAACAAACGCAAUUUGCCUCGAUUGCAGCUCACCAGCCUAAUGCGUCGAAAUCGCUAAGGGAAUUCAACAAGCUGAGCUGCAAUGCUUUGUCGCGACUUCCGCACAGAGACGCGAAAAUCAACCUUGCACAAUGGCACGAGACCGAGAAUGCGACCGCUAUGGUUGGAAUGUUUGCUGAGAUUUCUAUCAAAUCUCUCGAGUUUGCAUUGCCCAUCGGGGGUAGAAUCACAGAGGCUGCACAAAGCGCGAUAGUGUCGAUGUCAAAGGUGCUCAAAGCGUUUGAAACAGUACCAUACAGUCUCUUGAAUGGGAGAUCCCUGGAGGACUCAGUGCCAAGAGUUCAGUUGACGAAGAGAAAGAAGGAUAUCCCUGUGACCAUGCACGAAUCGACAAGAUUACUGCCUCCUCUAUCAUCUACUAGCUUUUAUUAUGGGACUCAGAUGGCAUCACACCCAAGCACGAGGACCGAAAGUGCCACAUCCCAAACCGCCAUUGUUGAUUCCGAAGCUUCUCAGCCAUCUCCCACAGCUACCGCAAUUCCUCCAAACGAAGAACCGCAACCAACACCCACUCUCUCCACCGCCUUCGCGAAGCGUCCACCCUUCCUCCUCAAUUUCUGGAAUUCCCACCCCUUCCUCGACAAAUACCCCGCUCGCACCGUCAUCGCCACGCAGUCUAUACCCGCCAACGUCAUGCCCACUCCCCUCGAUCCCGCAAAGCUUGCCCAAGGCAUCCGGCGUCCCAACCCUAACAUCAUCACACACGUAACAACCGUAACCGCACUUCCUACCCUCGUGAGAACUGUGCCGAGGAUGGAAGUGCUAGUGAAGAGUGAGACUGCGACGGUGACGAGGACGAGGACACGGAGGAUUACAAAAUGGCAUACCCAGACAAAGACGCACUAUCAAUGUUCAAGGCACAGCUAG